GGAAGGAUAAGGAGGAAGAAAACGGAGAACCGGAGCAGGAUGACGGUGGUGGGGCAACAGUUGGACAACUGGAAAGACUACAGGGGAAUGGCGACCAGGCGGCAGACAGUUGCGUUGUCAGGAGUGUCGGAAGGAACUGUCGUGACGACACGAGCUCUCGUCAAUCCGCCGUCAGUCGCGGAAAGCAGGGAGACCAGUGCCGUUCGCGCGAUUCGCGCGCCGAUUCCUCCUUCGUGGUGCAGCUUACGUCGUGCACCUGUCAAGUCCUCGGCGGGUAUUUACGAGCGAUCGCCCGAUGUGCCACGUGCGCCUUCGGCAUGAUGGGAAUGUUCAAGUGGCUGAAAAAGGAUACCACCCAAAGAAAUCGAAAUAGGGGUGACACAACUCAAGAGCAAAGUGGCCUUAACAACCAAUCUUACCGUAAUGCCCUUCAAGCUUUCAUAGAUCGACGACGAACUUCCGACGUAGACAUCGAGGCAUCCUGCAGUCCCGACAAGAAACGGUCGGACAAACUUCUUUUGGUGAAAAAUAACAAAAACAAAUGCGACAACGAGUGGAAAUCGCAGGAAUCAAAGUCAGUUAUACCUGGUCUACCAUAUGUACCAGCUCCUCAGAUUUUUGAGAUUGGAUGGGUGGCUGGCACCGAGGAUCGAUACCUCGAGCUGAUCUUCGCCGAGUGGCAAAACACCCGAGUUUCACUGAAGAGGUAUUCGCAUCCGGAGUGCAAAGCAGCUGUGAAGGCAGACUUAGAUGUACUUUCAGAAAUUCGGCAUCCCAACGUGGUGCUGUUAAUGGCCAGCACCUUCACGGACGAGCACGGCGUGAUCUCCAUUUUCGAAUCCAUCGAUUGCACCCUCUAUCAUUACAUACACGAUCAGGGUGAACGAAUAUCCAUACAAAGUAUCUUGAAGUGCGGAAUAAGACUGUCCGAUGCCUUAAGACAUUCUCACAUGCGCGGAUACGUGCACACUGCCAUCAGCUCGCAUUGCGUCUAUUUGGCUUCUAGUGGUGUCGUGAAACUGGGUGGAUGGGAACUGGCCAUGCAUAUCAACGGUCCGAAACCAGAAAGAGAAUACGAGGACCGUUUGCGAGCCGAGAUUUUUCGCUGGCAGGCGCCGGAACUUUUUCAGAGUUACGAACCAUAUAGAGAGAGCGAUGUGUACGGACUGGCUUUAAUAAUUUGGGAAAUGUGUACAAUGCACGUUCCAUGGAGUGGAUAUAGCAAAGCAGACGUAGAAAGACAGUACAUGCAUUGGAAGCGUGGUGUUAUUAUGGACUUGUAUGAUUUUCCAUCAUUGCUGUACAAUUUACUGGAUGCUGGACUACAGUUAGAUGUUAAUAAAAGGACAUUGGAUAUGAAUAGAAUGCGUAGAUUUCUUCAGAAAUUGGAGAUACAAUAUGAGAAUGAGGAGCCAAUUUACAUCGACCACUAUAUAAAUAAUAAUAACGAAGUCGGAAACACUUAUAUCUUGCAAAGGAAGAAAUCUCCUAUGUUGAAGAAUAAAAGUUCAAAACUGACCAAGAACGUCUCGGCCAAGCAGUUACCUCAAUAUGCGAUAAGUCCGGACACAGCACCGAGACAUUUGUAUUCAAAAAUAUCAAUGUCCAAACAGAAUACAAGUCAAAAAGUAGCAGCCGACGUCGAAGAAAUAAAUUUCUUUACUGAUGACAUUAAAGGCAACACCAAGAACGACGUGCAGAAAGAAAACAUUUAUAACAGUAUACAAAAUAACUGUAAGAAGAUCAACUAUUCGAGACGAUCGGAAGUCCUGGAUAUUGAGAACGAAGAAUUUAUUGCGCAACAGAAUUCACAACCGUGGAGCAACACCUACAAAAAGGUCAAAGCGCCGCAGGAAAUGACAGAGUCCGGGACAACUUCCGUCUACUCGUCGCCAUUGUUAGAAUCCACGGACGACGAAUCCUUCAAAGAUGCAAGAACUAAUUUAAAACAGCUGAAAAAAAUAUUGGCGAACAGAAGAGAACAUUUCUUCUACGGCAGUGAUUCGUCGUGCGCGUCUACAGAUAUAGGUACAUGCUCAACCAGUAAAUUGCUUAUUGAUACAAAAAGUAAAGAUUACGAACCACAUAAGCCAGCUAGCCACAAAACUAGCUUAGAACCAAAAUACCGUAAAUCUCCCACUCCGUACGAUCCGAUUUACUUGAAGUCAACGUUACAGCGAUGUCAUAAGACUGCCUGUUUACAUGAAGAUAUUAAAAACGCAAUAAUGCAACCACGAGUAUUAAAUUCCGAUCCCCAAAACUUUUUCGAAACAUCACUGUGGAGGAAAGAGAAAUUGAUUUGCUUGUCUAAAAUGAGAAAAAUAUGUAGCGAUGAAUCUCCACGUUUCUUUGAACAACAGAUGGACGACAGCGAAUCUUAUGCUGAAGCUACGACUAAAAAUGAAACAAUAGAAUCAAUUUCUUUUAAUAGCGACAGUACUUAUGUCAUAAAGGAAAACUCGGAAGAAACCAAUCAAGAAGGAGGAUGUACACAAGUAUUCGAAAAUACAAACAAGUCAAUAACGCUGACCGGCUGUCAGAGCGAAUCCUUGCAAAAUUUAAAGGAUGCUUUGGACCGAGCUGCAAAAAUUGUACGCUCCAUUUCUCCAAAUAGUAACGAUUCCUGUCCGUCUCCUUCAUUCAAAUACUACCAGGACUUUGAAGUAAUGAUGGACGAUAAUCAAGACAGGAAGCAGCUUUUCGAAAAUCUGUACGAUUUAGAAAUUAGCGACGAUGACGAAAUUAAAAGUAUUGAACGUUUAGUGUCAAAAGAUGAAACGUUUUUGUUUGAUAAGCCUAAUCCAGACAACACGAUAGCUAAUGAGGAAAUACAAGAGUCUAGUAAUAAUAUCAUUGAAAACUAUUCGUACAACGCAGGUAGCAGAAAUUUUGUUUGUGAAUCAAUCGCCGAAGUGUCAGGUGAAUUGAACAUUUCCCAUGAAAAACAGACUGAAUCUUCGAACAAUAAAGUAAUUAGUACGGAAGAAAAUGCUGCAGUAUCAGAAGCUGCACAAAAUUCUGAAACAUCUGUUAAGGAGAACGACGGCGACACUAAAACAGAAAUUAAGCAGGAGGAACAGAAGUCGACUUUUGAUUUCUUGUUUACGAACGAUAGUAUAAAGAAUAGAAACUGCAAAACGUGUCGUCACAGCACGCUAUCAAGGCGGCGUUCUUUACCAGCAGCACUGAGCCAAUUGAGAAUAUCUGGCAACUCGAGUUUAGGAAAGUUGCCUAUACGCAAAGGGGACGUUCAAGAAAAUACAGUCGAAGAUUUAUACAUAGACGAUGAAUUUGGCGAUAGUUUGAAUAUAAAUAUGGUUUUGUUACAUCAAGAUUUAGUUGACGAGGAUUUCUUGUCCGAAAUAUCAAAUCUAUAGAAUAGUAU
Messenger RNA from Frieseomelitta varia, 3385 nucleotides. RefSeq lists its product as uncharacterized. Bases 318 to 3377 code for a protein of 1019 amino acids. Gene Ontology annotation, biological process: male meiotic nuclear division; attachment of spindle microtubules to kinetochore; mitotic spindle assembly checkpoint signaling. The transcript has 12 exons. Gene Ontology annotation, molecular function: protein kinase activity; ATP binding. The record is from RefSeq and is a predicted model, not a curated record. Gene Ontology annotation, cellular component: intercellular bridge; kinetochore; midbody. NCBI's taxonomy places the organism in Eukaryota, Metazoa, Arthropoda, Insecta, Hymenoptera, Apidae.